AUGGAAGCACUUGUUUCAAGCUGGUCUACUAAUGCUCAAUCCUUGCCUGAAAAUUAUGUUUUUCCACCAAGACAAAGACCUGGGAAGCUCAUUGUUCCUCCUUGCAAAAGUAUUGCUCUGAUUGAUCUUGGGAAAGCAGAGAGCUCUGAUCGAGCUGAAACAAUUCAGAAAAUUUUGGAAGCUAGCCAGGAAUGUGGAUUCUUUCAGGUGAUCAACCAUGGGGUUUCAGAUAAUCUAAUAGAUGAGAGCAUGAGCAUAUUCAAGGAGUUCUUCAACCUGCCAGCUGAGGACAAGGCAAGCCUUUACUCCACUGACCUCAACAAAAGUUGCAGGCUCUACACAAGCAAUUUCACCUAUGAGACUGAAGAGGUGCACUUUUGGAGCGAUAUUCUAAGACACCCUUGUCAUCCUCUACAAGACCAAGUGCAGAUUUGGCCUGAAAAGCCUACUAGAUAUCGAGAAAUUGUUGGGGCUUAUUCAGUUGAACUAAGGAAGUUGAGCUUGAAGAUUUUGGAUCUGAUAUGUGAAGGACUAGGACUGGAACAGGGCUAUUUUGGAGAUGAACUUAGCAAAGGCCAGAUGCUGUCAGUGAAUCAUUAUUCGCGGUGCCCAGAUCCAAGCUUGACCCUGGGAUUACCUAAACACUGUGACCCUAACCUCAAAACCGUUGUGCUUCAAGGGAAUGUGGGUGGGCUUCAAGUCUAUAAAGAUGGGCAUGGGCAAUGGCUGGGUGUCGAGCCUCUUCCACACGCUUUUGUUGUUAACAUUGGCUACCAGUUACAGAUUAUCAGUAAUGGGAAGCUGAGAGGCGCUGAGCACCGGGUGAUGACAAUUCCAAGAGAAGCACGGACGACUGCUGCCACCUUCAUAAAUCCUUCUCCUGACUGUGUCAUCCACCCCGCAGAAGCUCUGGUCAAUUUAAGCAACCCCACUCUACAAGGCCUUUACAUACGUUGA
Messenger RNA from Vitis riparia (riverbank grape), 957 nucleotides. RefSeq names its product hyoscyamine 6-dioxygenase-like. NCBI's taxonomy places the organism in Eukaryota, Viridiplantae, Streptophyta, Magnoliopsida, Vitales, Vitaceae. The record is from RefSeq and is a predicted model, not a curated record.